Lactuca saligna is the source of this 660-nucleotide messenger RNA. The record is from the annotation of a GenBank genome assembly. Lineage: Eukaryota; Viridiplantae; Streptophyta; Magnoliopsida; Asterales; Asteraceae.
AUGACAUAUGGAAUUAGAAGAACAAGAAAGGUGUUAGCAGUGACUGUGAGAUUCAUUCAAAAGGAUGCAGAGGAGAAGCAAACAUCAUUCAACCCCAGACAAUAUUUCAAGUUAUUCGUUGAUUGGUUGCUUGACCUUAGUACCCUUGAUCCGGUUUUUGAAGGUUCUGACAGCUCUAGCAACCUCCUUCCAUGCCCUGCUGCCUCUCAAAGUUCAUGCAUUCAGGUGUUAGCAGUGACUGUGAGAUUCAUUCAAAAGGAUGCAGAGGAGAAGCAAACAUCAUUCAACCCCAGACAAUAUUUCAAGUUAUUCGUUGAUUGGUUGCUUGACCUUAGUACCCUUGAUCCGGUUUUUGAAGGUUCUGACAGCUCUAGCAACCUCCUUCCAUGCCCUGCUGCCUCUCAAAGUUCAUGCAUUCAGGUGUUAGCAGUGACUGUGAGAUUCAUUCAAAAGGAUGCAGAGGAGAAGCAAACAUCAUUCAACCCCAGACAAUAUUUCAAGUUAUUCGUUGAUUGGUUGCUUGACCUUAGUACCCUUGAUCCGGUUUUUGAAGGUUCUGACAGCUCUAGCAACCUCCUUCCAUGCCCUGCUGCCUCUCAAAGUUCAUGCAUUCAGGUUAUUCUCUUAGAAAAGAAAUUGUCAAAGGAGAUUGCCAAAUGA